Messenger RNA from Rhodofomes roseus, 2291 nucleotides. RefSeq lists its product as uncharacterized. The annotation marks the transcript as partial. The transcript is spliced from 6 exons. NCBI's taxonomy places the organism in Eukaryota, Fungi, Basidiomycota, Agaricomycetes, Polyporales, Fomitopsidaceae. The record is from RefSeq and is a predicted model, not a curated record.
AAGGGCAGUCCCCGGGACGUACAGCUGAAGAACAUUGCCAACAAACUCGACGGGUGGAUGGAAGACUUUGAGAGGCAGAUAUGGAAGCUCACCGGGGUGAGACUAUUCGUAUUCGCCGCGUUCAUGGGAUCUGAAAAGCCGACCGUGACAUGCUUUGAUCACAACGACAAGUUUGGUGCGGAGGCUCGAACAGGCGAACCGUGCAUGCGCUUUGUGGACCGUCAUCCAAAGUUCAAGGAAGGUCACACCUACGACUUCUUUGUGGAGUAUGCCGAGUAUGCGUUUGACACUAAACCGCUCGAAGCAGACGAGGCAGCCUCAGAGGAAGAGGCGGUGCCGGGCGAGCCGGAACUGGCCUUUGAUGACGAGAAUUAUCCGCUGCUGCCAGAUCCCGGGGACCCGUGCUUUGCAAAAUUGGGUCAACGGCGACGGUUUAUCAAGCAGUUUGUGCGGGUUACCUAUGAACGAUAUGUUGGCCGCUCGGCCAGGGUUCCGUGGCUUGCGCUCGCUACCAACUCCAACGACUACAUCGACCCAGUAUAUCUCCCCGAAGACAUCAUCCUUCGUGAUCCCGAGAAGCUACGGCAGGACGAGAUUGGGGCCCUCAUCCGUCAUUGGCGCACGCGGCAGCAGGACGAAUUUCCGGUGUUUCGCUUUAGGGCGUACCGAAACGGCGAGGGCAUCGCUCAGGAACGCAUCAUCCUCCCUCCUCCGCCGCCAAGUCCGCCACGGCCUCAGCGGCGCCGGGAACGAGCACAGCCCAGCCCACCUGUCGCCGGCCCUUCCCGAGUCCCGAGACAGCAGCGCCAGUCCAAAACGGGUCCAUCCGGGCGGCGGUUGGAAUCGUCAACCUCUGGGAGUGAAUCUUCCGAGCCCCGGCACGCUGUCCAAAUGACUCGACUCCGAGAACAGGACCGGUCCAGCAGUUCGAGUAGCAGUGAAUCACGCACCAGCAAUGGGUCCGAAUCGAGCAGUGAUACCAGCAAGUUAAAUGAUGACGACGCCGACGACGAUGACAAUGGAGACACGACUGGGCCUGAGGACGGGGAUGAUCAUGAUGAAGAUGAGGAUCGUCCGUCGUCCCGUUCUCUGAUUCCUGCCCGAGAAAAGGGUAAGGGUAAGGCCGAGGACGACGAUGAUGAGGAGGAGAAUGAUUCAUCGCCCCGCCGUCGGAUUCCUGCUAAGAAGAAGGGCAAGCACAAGGACGAGGAAGAGGAUGAUGGGGAGCAGGAUCCUCCGGCUUCCAGUCGGCGCAUCAACGCGCGGAAGAAGGGGAAGGGCAGGGCUGAGGAAGAGGAAGAUGACGACGAGGAUGCCCAGUCGUCCUCUGGUCGAACUUCGGCGAAGAAGCGCGGAAAAGGGAAGGCCGCCGACGCACCUCCUCCUCGUACCUACGCCACCAGGGAGAAGCCGGGUCCGGCUGGUAUCGUGCGCCGCAAGGAGACUGGUAGCGCGAUGACUGGCACCUCAGACGGUCAAUCUAGGGCUGUAGGCCGGAGCAAUCGACAGGAACAGAGGUCUGUCGCGGGAACAUCCAACCGCUCGAAUCAACGCAGGCCCAGAACACCGGAUAAUUGGAGCCCGGCAGAGGUGGGAGCGACUUUCGAGGCGCGACAGGCGUUUCUGCUCGAGCUAAGCAGACAUCCAACUUUCAAACAGAUGGUUGCUGCAAUCCCGAACUUGCCGGAAGUUGGAUCCUGGAAGUCGGCGCCGAAGUUCGAAUGGGCAACGUGGUCAUACCCAGAGGCUUACUGCAACAGGGCCAUUCAUCAAGAGAAGGUGCUGCUGAAGGUCUUUCGGGGGUGGCUCACAAGACACCGGACAAAUCUCGAUACCAACACCAUGGGCCGGGAAGACGCACAGGCCAUGGCGUUGGCGAUUGGCAUGCUAGCUAGAGAUGUUGAGGAGCACUACGACGCGAGGGUACAGCUCAGAUACGAAGCAGACCACGUGAAGACCACGAAGCUGCCGGAAACCUUUGUCGAGACGGACCUCAUCCCACGGUGUGCCGACAUACUCCAGCGGUGGCAGGACGUGGCCGCUAUGAAUGAAAACGGAAAACGAACGCGGACCGAGACAGCAAUGGAGAAUGCACCAGCGACCGGCUCGCAGCGCCGGAAAUUGAACACCGAGAAUACGGGCGCCGAGACCAGGGAGGUUAAGAAGCCGGUAAAGAGGGUGCCGAAGGGAUCUCAUCGUGGCAAGAAGAGGGGCUAGAUGUUGAUACAUGUACUAUUGACACCGCACGAAUUGAAGUUCGCACUUCCCGCGCAAUUAAUGAUUUCCACACA